UGUGGGGGGCUGGUGUUGUGUACACAGACCAAGACCCAGCCAGCCAUCACAGACCAAGACCCAUCCAGCCAUCACAGACCAAGACCCAUCCAGCCAUCACAGACCAAGACCCAUCCAGCCAUCACAGAUCAAGACCCAUCCAGCCAUCACAGACCAAGACCCAUCCAGCCAUCACAGACCAAGACCCAUCCAGCCAUCACAGACCAAGACCCAGCCAGCCAUCACAGACCAAGACCCAGCCAGCCAUCACAGACCAAGACCCAUCCAGCCAUCACAGAUCAAGACCCUCCAGCCAUCACAGACCAAGACCCAUCCAAGCCAUCACAGACCAAGACCCAGCCAGCCAUCACAGACCAAGACCCGCCAGCCAUCACAGACCAAGACCCAUCCAGCCAUCACAGACCAAGACCCAUUCAGCCAUCACAGACCAAGACCCAUCCAGCCAUCACAGACCAAGACCCAUCCAGCCAUCACAGAUCAAGACCCAUCCAGCCAUCACAGACCAAGACCCAUCCAGCCAUCACAGACCAAGACCCAGCCAGCCAUCACAGACCAAGACCCAGCCAGCCAUCACAGACCAAGACCCAGCCAGCCAUCACAGACCAAGACCCAGCCAGCCAUCACAGACCAAGACUCAGCCAGCCAUCACAGACCAAGACCCAGCCAGCCAUCACAGACCAAGACCCAGCCAGCCAUCACAGACCAAGACCCAGCCAGCCAUCACAGACCACAUGGAUGGGUCUCUGUUUUCAUCCAUUUUGUAUUUGUCUUCAUGAACCGAUGGUUGACACUUGUCCAAGGCAUUUCUACAGUUAUUCCUUUCUCUCCUUCCCUCCAUCUUGUUCUGGUAACCCUAACUACUCCUCGAGAUCUGAAAUGAUGUUCCUUUUGUUCCUGCUCCUCUUCAGUUAA
Molecule: messenger RNA, 912 nt
Organism: Procambarus clarkii (red swamp crayfish)
Lineage: Eukaryota; Metazoa; Arthropoda; Malacostraca; Decapoda; Cambaridae
Source: RefSeq, a predicted model, not a curated record